UGGAUCAUGUUGCAUGCAGUGCUGUGUUUGUCGCUGGCCGCUGCCGCGUUCGCGCCCAACCCUUCAACGGCCGACGAGUGCGGUUUGAAUAAUGGAGCCAUCAAUUACCGGCAGCCCAGAUCAAAUGGUGGAGGUUCAAAGUCUAGACUGGUCAAUGGCAAGGAGACACAGAAAGGUGCUUGGCCGUGGCAAGUAUCAUUGCAGUUACUUCAUCCAGCAUUUGGUUUUGUUGGUCAUUGGUGCGCUGGUGUACUGAUCAGACCUACUUGGGUAUUGACAGCAGCUCACUGCAUCAGAAAUGAAAAGUUCAGCUUGCCGUUGGCUGCUCUUUGGACAGCUGUGCUUGGUGAUUGGAAUAGAGAUGUAGAAGAGCACACAGAGGAGCGUAUACCCAUUGAUGAAGUGGUCAUUCACGACAGGUUUAACAAUUACCAAAAUGACAUAGCAUUAAUGAAACUGUCUAGGCCAACAAAUGUCACUAAUUCAAAUGUACGGUGUUUGUGUUUGCCACCAUCUACAAAUAAUACGCCAAUUCCAAAGAUAUGUGUCACAACUGGAUGGGGUAAAAUCAAACCAAAUGGGCCAUUGUCGGGUAAAUUGCGACAGAUAAAAGUGCCUGUGCACAACACAUCUGUUUGUAGAGACAAAUACGGACCAGCAGUGACUAUAACUGAUGGCCAUUUGUGUGCUGGCAGAAUGGAUGGAAAAGGCGGUGGACCGUGUGUGGGAGAUUCCGGAGGGCCAUUGCAAUGUUCAGGUCCAAAUGGUCGAUGGUUCUUGGCUGGUCUCACAUCAUUUGGCUCAGGAUGUGCCAGACCAGGAUAUCCAGAUGUGUAUACUAAACUUUCAUUUCAUUUACCAUGGAUACUUAAACAAAUAAAAAUUCACACAGAUCAAACAUAUUAAAACACUAAGCAAAUUAUAAG
Rhopalosiphum maidis (corn leaf aphid) is the source of this 926-nucleotide messenger RNA. Its product is annotated as chymotrypsinogen B-like. Lineage: Eukaryota; Metazoa; Arthropoda; Insecta; Hemiptera; Aphididae. The record is from RefSeq and is a predicted model, not a curated record. The transcript is spliced from 6 exons. The coding region runs from base 7 to 906 and encodes 299 amino acids. Gene Ontology annotation, biological process: proteolysis. Gene Ontology annotation, molecular function: serine-type endopeptidase activity.